CGGACGCCAAGCAACAGGUCCAGGGUCGCUGACACGCCCUACACUUUUGGACACGAUUCUGUUGCGCAAUCUUGGCCUCGAGCAUAGCCAUGUAAUAUUGCCCUUGAAGAGACAAUCAUGGCUACACGGUCGCAAGACGACUUGCACAGGACUGCAAGCUCAGAUGCGGGUACCGACGAACGCACGCUUUACGACCACAGCUCCGACGAAGGCUACGAUGGCAGGCCAUCGGGUGAGCUAUCCCAGAACGACCACGAUAUACUAGACUCGGAAGAUGAGCGCGAAAAGCUCCUCACACAAAACCAGGGGAAGAAAGGCUUCUUGGGCCGCAAAGGCUCAGGUGUCAAGGUUGGGAAAUGGGUCAAGGAGAAGGCGAAAGCGCGCAGGAAAGGCAGCAAGGAGGAGUCCAGCGCCCUCAUGUAUGACAUGGAGGAGGGCACCGGGGCCUCGAGCACCAGCUUCAUACCGAGAAAUUCAGAGAGCGACGAACGACGGUUGCUUGCGAAUGAAUCGCAGCGAAGGGCACGGAGAAAGGGCAUAUACCGUCGGAUAUGCAUAUACAUAGCCAUAGUUGUUCUUUUCGUCGUCCUCCUCGCAACUGCAUACAACCUAUCUACCCCGCAAGAUGUCAAAGACGCUGCCGCCCUGGUAUCGAAUGGUACUUCGCUAUUUGCGCCUACCACAAUCCUCAUAUCUCUCGAUGGCUUUCGCGCCGAUUUUCUGUACCGCAACCUUACGCCCACACUCAAUCAGUUUGUACGAGAGGGCAUAUCGCCCAAGUACAUGCUACCUAGCUUCCCCAGUGUGACCUUUCCAAACCAUUAUACGCUCGCGACUGGCCUGUAUCCUGAAGCGCAUGGGAUUGUAUCCAACACAUUCUGGGACCCAGAGCUCAAGGAGGAGUUCUACUACACACAUCCUGCGCAAAGCCUGCAGUCGCACUGGUGGGGAGGUGAGCCCCUAUGGGUGACGGCAGAGAAACAGAAUGCCCGGGCAGCAGUACAUAUGUGGCCAGGUUCCGAGGCCCACAUUCAGGAUCAGAAAAUUGCAUAUGUUGACAAAUACAACGGUUCGGAAAUUCUAUCCAGGAAAGUAGAUCGUAUCAUGGGUUUACUUGAUCUACCCGGUCCCAAGGAUAUCGGUGCGACUGCACUUACACCUCGACCCCAGCUCAUUGCUGCGUACGUUCCCGACGUAGAUGGUGAUGGUCACACAUAUGGUCCCAACAGUACGGAGAUCCGGGAAACCAUCACACGAGUUGAUACCAUGAUGGGAGACGUUUUCAAAGGCCUCCAGGAGCGAAACCUCACAAACAUUGUCAACGUGGUAGUGGUGUCUGACCACGGCAUGGCAACAACCGAUGCCACUCGUCUUAUUCAACUUGAAGACCUUGUUGACCCUGCAGAGCUCUCGCACACUGAUGGCUGGCCUCUCUACGGUCUCCGGCCCAAAGACCCUUCUGCUGUCCAUCGCAUAUACAAUCAAAUCAAAAACCGUACUGCCGAAAAUCCCAAUAUCGAGGUUUAUCUCCGCGAUGAGAACAUGCCAGAACGAUACCAUUUUAGCAAGAACAAACGCAUAGCUCCGCUCUGGCUAGUACCCAAGACGGGCUGGGCAAUCGUUACGAAAGACCAUUGGGACGUUGAAGAAGGCCUAAAGAAUCACGAGGUCUAUCAUCCUCGGGGUCUACACGGCUACGACCACGAGCACCCGCUUAUGCGCGCCAUUUUCAUAGCUAGAGGCCCAGCAUUCCCGCAUGAACCGGGUAGCCAGAUGGAACCAUUCCAAAACAUCGAACUCUACAACAUAAUCUGCGACUCGAUCAAACUCCAGCCCGCCCCCAACAACGGCACUCUGCGUCUCCCCCUCAAACCAAUCGGUCUGCACAACGACAACAACGAUUCCACAAACACAUCUGAAAACGAAACCCCUGAAGACCCCGUAACCUCCUACACCCUAACCCCCUCAUCCACCCCUUCUUCCUCUUCCUUACACCUCCUCCCCUCCACGAACCUCGCCGCCAUGCCCUCCUCCUCCCUCCUCGACCCCCUCUCCAGCAUCACCUCUUCCGCAUCCGGUCUCGACACGGGAGCUACACUGGAAAACGAAGCUCCGCCUACACGACCUACGCCUCCUAGUACUCCUACUGGGGGUUCAGCGGAUAAAGGAAAAGGGGACGAGGGUAAAGAAGGGGAUGAGGGAGGGGACAAGGAGAAGGGAGAGGAGAGUUGGUGGGAGUGGUUGACGCAUAAGGCGGAUGGGAUUGAGGAGUGGGUUGAUCAGUUUAUUCAGGAUCAUGUUAAGGGGGGGAAUGAUGGUGAGAAGGAUGGGAAGGGGGAGUAGAUUGGGGUUGUUUUUUCUCUCUUCUUGCCCCGCUUUUUUGCUUUCCUUGAAUAGGAAAGGGGUUUUGGUUAGACACGGCGUUUUUCUCUUGGAGCAAAGGAUGGAUAUCAUACAAUUGGUUUGUUUAUUUUUUUGUCUUUCUCUUUUGGUAGCUUCUUUUUUUUCGAUUUUGUUACUUCAUGUAUACCCAAUUACAUACAGGU
Molecule: messenger RNA, 2546 nt
Organism: Bipolaris sorokiniana ND90Pr
Lineage: Eukaryota; Fungi; Ascomycota; Dothideomycetes; Pleosporales; Pleosporaceae
Exons: 3
Coding region: 118-2343 (741 amino acids)
Biological process (GO): nucleoside triphosphate metabolic process
Molecular function (GO): ribonucleoside triphosphate phosphatase activity; nucleoside triphosphate diphosphatase activity
Source: RefSeq, a predicted model, not a curated record